AUGCGGACGCGAAGCGAAUGUGUUACGAUAUCGGAAGGCAGACAACGACAACGAACAGCCGCUACGCUGACACGGUUCAACACGCACAGAGUCGAGUCCGUUGAGUCGAGUGCCUGCCUUUUCUGCGAGUAUCGUGGCUCUAGCACUCAGUUUGUCGGCCGGGCAAUAUUGACAAAUGUGAAUAGCGGCAAUCCACUGGCGGAGACGGCGGGACGGGAUAACGUAUCACGUGACGGCCGAGCAUUGCUCCAAGUCGAUAUAUCAGAAUGCGAAGGAGAGGGUAAGGACGAGGCGAAGGCAGAGGGGAACAUUCCUCGGUAG
Molecule: messenger RNA, 321 nt
Organism: Soboliphyme baturini
Lineage: Eukaryota; Metazoa; Nematoda; Enoplea; Dioctophymatida; Soboliphymatidae
Source: the annotation of a GenBank genome assembly